GGACUAAGUGAAUUGUAAAUGAGCUGGGAUUAGCCCUAUAAAUACUCCAGCCCUGCGCCAGAGCUGCACACUGCUUGCUUUUCCCAACACAAACAGAGCUGUAGCUCCUCACUCGCUCUCAGGACCACUCUCACCAGGACCAGCUCACCACUACUGGACUCACUGAAGCUUAGAGGAACCCUGGAGGAACUUUAGAGGAACUUUUGAGGACGCACCACCUCAUUUCACCUGGACAUUUUUGAUAUUUUAAUUUCUUCAAAAACCAUCUGAAUCUGCAACCAUGAAAGGACACUUCUCCAUCGAGUGGCUGUCCCAAAGCAGCCAGACCCCGGCCAGCCCCAGAACUGCAGCUGUGUACCACCAGCACCAGCAUCCCAGCUCCUGGAUCUCUGCAGCCUCCUCGGAGAGAGCCAGCACCUCCGGGACGGUCCCUGAGAGCCUCCCUGGAUUCUACAGCAGAAGGGCGGACAACACUGAAGCCCAGGAACCUCAGGAAGCUCAGGAGACCAGGCCCGAGCAGAACGGGCCAGCACACGGCUUUCUGAACCCGUCCCAACAGCAGGAGACUGGCAUGAGCAACCCAGAGAACGUGCAACUUGCUCCAGAACUGGGUUUCAGCAGCGGUACCGAGGAGGAGGAGACGUCGGGUUACGAGAGCGAAGGCGGCCGGUCCCUCUCUCCCAUGGCCUCCAAGCAGCCGGCUCCCUCAGUGUCCCCCACCACCGGCCGCCGCGCCCGCACCGCCUUCACAGCCGAGCAGAUCGAGAGCCUGGAGAGGGCCUUCAAGAGAAACGCCUACCUGGGGGCUCAGGACAAGGCCGAGCUGUGCAAGCGUCUCAGCCUCUCUGACAAACAGAUCAGGAACUGGUUUCAGAACCGGCGCAUGAAGCUGAAGAGGACGGUGCAGGACGCCCUGGCACACGCCUGCCAAGCCAACGUGGCAUCCCAGCUAAUCCACUACCCAGAGCUGCAGACCUUCAGACCAGCGCCGUACCCCAGCUACUACCCCCCGCAGGAGGCCGCCGCCUCAUACCUGUGCCCCCCCAGCCUCCACUACAGCCCCGCCGCCGCCACCGCCGCCGUCACAGCCGUCCAGGCCCUGCCCGUCAACCCCCUCUACCAGUACAGGAGUCCACAGAGCCUGCCCGUGGCCCCUGGAAACCCCGCCCUCAGGGGCACCUACCCUCCGUACCCCCCGCAGUACUUCAGCUCACAAUGAAAUGAGAUGAUCUGAGCCACACGGACCACAGCCAACCACUGUCUUAAUGAAGCGCCCAAAGCCCCCCCCACCCCCCCUCAGACCCGCCGGGUUAGAAUUACAGGGUUCAGUGCAAUAAUGAAAGAAUUUCUAUUUUUAUUUUUUUUAGAUCUUGUUUUGCAAUUGUUGAAUAUUUAAAUACAUUUCUGUAAAUCCUUUAAAUUUAUAUUUUGUUCAUGUUUAUAAGUACGAGAUGAGUGUAUAAUAAAAAAGGUUUAUCUGUAAAA
Messenger RNA from Astyanax mexicanus (Mexican tetra), 1485 nucleotides. RefSeq names its product ventrally expressed dharma/bozozok antagonist (gene ved). Gene Ontology annotation, cellular component: nucleus. The transcript has 3 exons. The record is from RefSeq and is a predicted model, not a curated record. Gene Ontology annotation, biological process: neuron projection morphogenesis; central nervous system development; endocrine pancreas development. Lineage: Eukaryota; Metazoa; Chordata; Actinopteri; Characiformes; Acestrorhamphidae. Gene Ontology annotation, molecular function: sequence-specific double-stranded DNA binding. Bases 281 to 1219 code for a protein of 312 amino acids.